AGGGGAACCUGGAGCAGUCCCGGAGCCUGAGCCGCUGACAGGAGAGGAGAGAGCAGCGGCGGCAGGAAGAGGAUGGCCGGGGGUGCUGGCGCCGGUGCGGACGGCGGUGCUGGUGGUGGCGGCGGCGGGGGCGAUGGCAGCAGUCCCAGUGGCGGCAGCAGCAGCAGCACUGGCGGGAGGAGCCUCCGGGAAAUGGAUGAAAAGAGGCUGCUGGAUCCAGGGUUGAAGGUUCAUAAAGGCCUCUGGGAUGAUUCUCUGAAGAACCAGCAGAUGGAAUGCCUGAGUGACUGAAGAAAAUGGGUGCUAAUGCAUCUAACUAUCCUCAUUCAUGUUCCCCAAGGGUAGGGGGGAAUUCACAGGCCCAACAGACUUUCAUAGGGACAUCAUCCUAUUCUCAGCAAGGCUAUGGUUGUGAAUCAAAAUUGUAUAGCCUUGACCAUGGCCAUGAGAAACCACAAGACAAAAAAAAGAGAACUUCUGGCCUUGCCACCCUCAAAAAGAAGUUUAUUAAGCGUCGAAAAUCUCAUAGGUCUGCCGAUCACGCCAAGCAGAUGCGAGAACUCCUAUCUGGGUGGGAUGUUAGAGAUGUCAAUGCAUUAGUGGAGGAAUAUGAGGGAACUUCAGCCUUAAAGGAGCUUUCUCUACAAGCCAGUUUGGCUAGACCGGAAGCCCGGACAUUGCAGAAAGAUAUGGCCGACCUUUAUCAGUACAAGUAUUGUACUGACGUAGACUUAAUAUUUCAAGAAACUUGUUUUCCUGUUCAUCGUGCCAUUUUGGCAGCAAGGUGUCCAUUUUUUAAAACACUGCUUUCUUCCUCACCCGAAUAUGGGGCAGAGAUAAUAAUGGACAUCAAUACAGCUGGUAUUGAUAUGCCCAUGUUUUCUGCUUUGUUACACUACCUUUAUACAGGAGAGUUUGGAAUGGAGGACUCAAGGUUUCAAAAUGUUGAUAUCCUUGUUCAGCUUAGUGAAGAAUUUGGAACACCAAAUUCCCUUGAUGUAGAUAUGCGUGGACUCUUUGAUUACAUGUGUUAUUAUGAUGUCGUCCUUAGUUUUUCUUCAGACGCUGAACUAGUUGAAGCUUUUGGUGGAAAUCAGAACUGUUUAGAUGAAGAGCUCAAAGCCCACAAGGCUAUUAUUUCUGCACGGUCCCCAUUUUUUCGAAAUUUAUUACAAAGGAGGAUACGGACUGGUGAAGAAAUCACGGACCGAACUUUGAGGACUCCCACAAGAAUUAUAUUAGAUGAGUCCAUUAUACCAAAAAAAUAUGCAAAAGUGAUAUUACACUGUAUGUAUACCGACAUGGUGGACCUCUCCGUUUUGCACUGUAGCCCCUCUGUGGGGAGUCUCAGUGAAGUUCAGGCUCUCGUUGCAGGGAAGCCAAACAUGACCAGGGCAGAAGAAGCCAUGGAACUUUACCACAUAGCACUAUUCUUGGAAUUUAACAUGCUUGCACAAGGCUGUGAGGAUAUCAUUGCUGAGAGCAUCUCAUUAGAUACCUUAAUUGCCAUCCUCAAGUGGAGCUCUCAUCCAUAUGGCUCUAAAUGGGUGCACCGACAAGCUUUACAUUUCCUCUGUGAGGAAUUUUCCCAGGUCAUGACUUCGGAUGUUUUUUAUGAACUCAGCAAAGACCAUCUGCUUACUGCUAUCCAGUCUGACUACCUACAGGCAAGUGAACAAGAUAUCCUUAAAUAUCUGAUUAAAUGGGGAGAGCAUCAGUUGAUGAAAAGAAUAGCAGACAGAGAGCCAAACUUACUUAGUGGCACUGCCCAUAGUGUGAACAAAAGAGGUGUAAAAAGACGAGACCUGGACAUUGAAGAGCUUAGAGAGAUCCUUUCUUCUCUCUUACCUUUUGUGCGAAUUGAACACAUCUUACCUAUAAACAGUGAAGUCUUAAGUGAUGCAAUGAAAAGAGGUUUGAUUAGUACCCCUCCAUCAGAUAUGCUUCCUACCACAGAAGGUGGAAAAUCAAAUGCCUGGUUGCGACAAAAAAAUGCUGGCAUCUAUGUUCGUCCUCGACUAUUCUCUCCCUAUGUGGAAGAAGCAAAGUCAGUGCUAGAUGAGAUGAUGGUGGAACAAACAGAUCUUGUGCGUUUGCGAAUGGUUAGAAUGUCCAAUGUGCCAGACACACUCUACAUGGUCAGUAAUGCCAUGCCACAGUGUUGUCACAUGAUCAGCCACCAACAGAUCAGCAGUAACCAGUCAAGCCCUCCUUCAGUUGUAGCCAAUGAAAUUCCAGUUCCUCGUCUCCUCAUUAUGAAAGAAAUGGUCAGACGACUGCAGGAACUACGACACACUGAGCAGGUGCAGAGAGCCUAUGCACUCAACUGUGGGGAAGGCGCCACCGUCAGCUAUGAGAUUCAGAUUCGAGUACUAAGAGAGUUUGGUCUUGCAGAUGCUGCUGCAGAGCUCUUACAGAAUCCUCAUAAGUUCUUUCCCGAUGAACGUUUUGGAGAUGAAAGUCCACUCUUGACAACGAGACAGCCUGGGAGAUGUCGUGUUAACAGUACCCCUACUGCAGAAACCAUGUUUACAGACCUGGACUCUUUUGUGGCCUUCCAUCCACCCUUGCCCCCUCCGCCGCCUCCGUACCACCCCCCAGCUACCCCAAUCCAUAACCAACUGAAAGGAGGCUGGAAACAAAGACCUCCCAGUCAGCAUCCUUCACGUUCGUUUUCUUAUCCCUGUAAUCAUUCGCUGUUUCACUCCAGGACAGCUCCUAAAGCUGGACCUCCCCCAGUCUAUCUGUCAGGUGUGAAAGCAGCGCCACCUGAUUGUACCAACACCACAGGCCUGGGGAGACAGACAGUAGCUGCCGCUGCCGCUGCCACAGCCUCGGCAGCAGUAGCAUCUGAGAAACAAGUGUGUACACAACCUGUGCUAAAUGAUCUGAUGCCAGAUAUCGCCAUGGGUGUAUCCACGCUGUCACUCAAGGACAGGCGGCUUCCAGAACUUGCUGUAGACACAGAAUUAAGCCACUCAGUUUCUGAAGCAGGACCAGGACCUCCCCAGCAUCUGUCGUGUAUUCCACAGAGGCAUAUGCACACUUCUAGAAAGAAACACACACUAGAGCAAAAAACAGAUGCUAGAGAAAAUCAGCAGGAAUAUCCGGAUUUCUAUGACUUCUCAAAUGCCGCUUGCAGACCUUCUACUCCUGCUCCUAGCAGACGUACCCCUUCUCCUUCACAAGGUGGAUAUUUUGGUCCCGAUUUGUAUAGCCACAGUAAGGCAUCACCAAGUGGCUUAAAGUCAGCCUAUCCACCUAGCCAGAUCUCUCCUAAAAAACAGGAAGAAGCUAGGAGAGAAUAUCCACUUUCCCCCGAAGGGCAUCUCCACAGACAAAAGAAUGAGCCAAUACACCUGGAUGUCAUCGAGCAACCUCCCCAGCGGUCAGACUUUCCUUUGGCAGCCCCAGAAAAUGCUGGUAAUGGUCCAGCCCAUGUCAGGGGACGAACCACAGUAGAAACUGACUUGACUUUUGGGCUGACUCCUAACAGACCUUCACAUUCUGCAUGUAGCUCUGAAGCUCCAGAAGAGAGAUCCAGUAGAAGACUGGCAGACAGUGAGUCCCUGGGCCAUGGAGCUCAGAGAAAUACAGACUUGGAAAGAGAAGAUUCAAUAAGCAGAGGAAGGAGGUCACCAAGCAAGCCAGACUUCCUCUACAAAAAGUCUGCCCUCUGAGAGCAGCCGCCAAGUCGUCUGUGCCUGAGAUGUGAAACAUCCCAUUUUAUGAUGUAACCCAACAACUUACAGACCAAUUUAUCAAUGCCAGCUGAUAACUCAGUUUCACAUUAUUUUAUUCUAGUUUCUGUGUAUAUAUGUUUAGUAGACAUGGCAUGCUAAGAGGGUUAUUUUGAAUGCUGCAUCUGUCUAUUUUGUUUGAACAAUUGUGUGGGGAAGCAUUUUUAAGAGCAAGCAAGCUGGCACUUUUUUUUCCUCUU
Molecule: messenger RNA, 3940 nt
Organism: Cynocephalus volans (Philippine flying lemur)
Lineage: Eukaryota; Metazoa; Chordata; Mammalia; Dermoptera; Cynocephalidae
Gene: BTBD7
Product: BTB domain containing 7
Exons: 11
Coding region: 297-3680 (1127 amino acids)
Biological process (GO): morphogenesis of a branching epithelium; regulation of branching involved in salivary gland morphogenesis
Molecular function (GO): protein binding
Source: RefSeq, a predicted model, not a curated record